Mandrillus leucophaeus (drill) is the source of this 2011-nucleotide messenger RNA. RefSeq names its product BLK proto-oncogene, Src family tyrosine kinase (gene BLK). The record is from RefSeq and is a predicted model, not a curated record. Gene Ontology annotation, cellular component: extrinsic component of cytoplasmic side of plasma membrane. Bases 686 to 2011 code for a protein of 441 amino acids. Gene Ontology annotation, biological process: cell differentiation; innate immune response; protein phosphorylation. The transcript has 12 exons. NCBI's taxonomy places the organism in Eukaryota, Metazoa, Chordata, Mammalia, Primates, Cercopithecidae. Gene Ontology annotation, molecular function: non-membrane spanning protein tyrosine kinase activity; ATP binding; signaling receptor binding.
ACGGCUGCCGUGGUGCACACAGAUGGCACAUGGUAGAGCCCAAGCUCUCUCCAUGAGAUCCACAGCGUUUGUCCACAAGGCAAGGCAAAUUACCUUGUAGAGUCAGCGUGGAGGUUUGCUAACUCUGCCGGACUCAGUGCAGGAAAAAUACCAGCCAUGCUGUUAAACCAAAACCCCAUGAGAAAACUUUCUGGUGACAGAGGGGCAUUGUUACCCACGUGGCCCAGGGCCAGAGAAAGGGCAGCUACUCAUGGUCCUUCCUCACAAGUUUUCCUGGAGCAGAGGGACACCCCCAAGCCCAGGGAGCCCAUAGGAGCUUCAGGAGGGCUCGGCUGAAGGGCGGAGCCCCUGCUGCACUUGCUCAUUGGGGGCUGGGGAGGCUCUGAUCGCAGACCGGGGGUGCUGCCACCUCUGUCUGCUGCCGGUAGAAAGCCACAAGCCAUGAAAACUGAUUGAGAUGAGAAGAAUUCAUCUGGGACUGGCUUUUGCUUUAGGAUGGUGUUGGAAGUUGCUGGUUGUCGCUAGAAGUCUGCUCCACUGUAAGGGUGCUGGGAUUUGAAGAGCUAUGGUGGAACACCACUGAAGCAUUGCCAAGGUUGUCUUCAACCACCUUACUCCUCCACCGCCCAGUGAGCACCUGGAAGAAGACGAGCAUUUCGUGGUAGCCCUGUAUGACUACGCUGCCAUGAAUGACCGGGACCUGCAGAUGCUGAAGGGGGAGAAGCUACAGGUCCUGAAGGGAACUGGAGACUGGUGGCUGGCCAAGUCGCUCGUCACAGGAAGAGAAGGCUACGUGCCCAGCAACUUUGUGGCCCGAGUGGAGAGCCUGGAAGUGGAAAGGUGGUUCUUUAGAUCACUGAGCCGGAAGGAGGCCGAGAGGCAGCUUCUGGCUCCAAUCAACAAGACCGGCUCCUUUCUUAUCAGAGAGAGUGAAACCAACAAAGGUGCCUUCUCCCUGUCUGUGAAGGACGUCACCACCCAGGGGGAGCUGAUCAAGCACUAUAAGAUCCGCUCCCUGGACGAAGGGGGCUACUACAUCUCCCCCCGGAUCACCUUCCCCUCGCUCCAGGCCCUGGUGCAGCACUAUUCUAAGAAGGGGGAUGGUCUAUGCCAGAGGCUGACCCUGCCCUGUGUGAGCCUGGCCCCACAGAACCCCUGGGCCCAGGAUGAAUGGGAAAUCCCCCGGCAGUCUCUCAGGCUGGUCAGGAAACUCGGGUCUGGACAAUUUGGCGAAGUCUGGAUGGGUUACUACAAAAACAACAUGAAGGUGGCCAUUAAGACGCUGAAGGAGGGAACCAUGUCUCCAGAAGCCUUCCUGGGCGAGGCCAACGUGAUGAAGGCCCUGCAGCAUGAGCGGCUGGUCCGACUCUACGCCGUGGUCACCAAGGAGCCCAUCUACAUUGUCACCGAGUACAUGGCCAGAGGAUGCCUGCUGGAUUUCCUGAAGACGGAUGAAGGCAGCAGAUUGUCACUCCCAAGGCUGAUUGACAUGUCGGCCCAGAUUGCCGAAGGGAUGGCUUACAUCGAGCGCAUGAAUUCCAUCCACCGCGACCUGCGGGCGGCCAACAUUCUAGUAUCCGAGGCCUUGUGCUGCAAAAUUGCUGAUUUUGGCUUGGCUCGAAUCAUCGACAGUGAAUACACGGCCCAAGAGGGGGCCAAGUUCCCCAUCAAGUGGACAGCCCCGGAAGCCAUCCACUUCGGGGUCUUCACCAUCAAAGCAGACGUGUGGUCGUUUGGAGUCCUCCUGAUGGAAGUUGUCACUUACGGGCGGGUACCAUACCCAGGUAGGCAGCUCACCCUGCAGCUCUCACGGCUCCCUGCUUUCCCGGCUGGCCCUGGCGGCAGGUCACCUGUCCUUGGUGCCUGUGGCUGCCCCGUUCUUUUCAGAAGUCGUGGACGCCAGCCCCCAGCCCCCAGCCCCAAUCGAAGGGCUCCGGCCGCUUGGCCCCUGCAGCUGGGCAGGCUUCGGGUCACCUGCUGCUGUGUGCACCUGGCAGCUGCCCAUGCGUGA